AUGGGCGUCCUGCAAGUCAUCGCGGGACCGUUGUCCCAGCAGUUUUCCCAGCUGGGGACAUUCUCGCAAAUCGGUGUCGCGAUCGCCUCCUUUUUGUUUGUCGCCGUCGCUCUCAACGUCCUCCAGCAGUUCCUCUUCAAGAAGCCCAAUGAGCCUCCUCUCGUCUUCCACUGGUUCCCUAUCAUCGGCAGCACCAUUACGUAUGGUAUGGACCCGCCGCGUUUCUUCAAGGAGAACAGGGAAAAGUAUGGCGAUUGCUUCACCUUCAUCCUGCUCGGAAAGAAGACCACCGUCUACGUCGGCCCCAAGGGCAACGAUUUCAUCUUGAACGGCAAGAUUCGCGAUGUCAACGCCGAAGAGAUUUACACCGUCCUUACCACCCCCGUUUUCGGCAAGGAUGUUGUCUACGAUUGCCCCAACUCCAAGCUUAUGGAGCAGAAGAAGUUCAUGAAGAUUGCGCUCACCACCGACGCUUUCCGCCAAUACGUCCCCAUCAUCUCGGAUGAGGUUACCAACUACCUCAAGAGAAGCGCCGACUUCAAGGGCAAAUCCGGCAUCGUUGACAUCCCCCCCAAGAUGGCUCAGAUCACCAUUUUCACCGCCUCGCACGCUCUUCAGGGCAAGGAGAUUCGCGACAAGUUCGACGAGACGCUCGCCGACCUCUACCACGAUCUCGACAUGGGUUUCUCUCCCAUCAACUUCAUGCUUCACUGGGCCCCUCUUCCCUGGAACAACCGCCGCGAUUACGCCCAGCGCACCGUCGCCAAGAUCUACAUGGACACCAUCAAGGAGCGUCGCGCUCGCGGCGAGACUGGCGCCCAGGACAUUAUGUGGCAUCUGAUGAACUCUACCUACAAGGGCGACGUCCCCGUCCCCGACCACGAGGUCGCCCACAUGAUGAUUGCCCUCCUCAUGGCCGGCCAGCACUCUUCAUCUUCCACUAGCUCCUGGAUCAUGCUCCGUCUCGCCUCUCGCCCCGACAUCAUGGAGGAUCUCUACAACGAACAGGUCAAGGCUCUCGGCGCCGACCUUCCCCCGCUCACCUACGAGGACCUCGCCAAGCUUCCCCUCCACGCCGCCAUCGUCAAGGAGACUCUUCGCCUGCACGCCCCCAUCCACUCCAUCAUGCGCGCCGUCAAGACCCCCAUGCCCGUCCCCGGAACCAAGUACGUCAUCCCGACCGACCACGUCCUCCUCGCCGCCCCCGGCGUCUCCGCCACCGACGAGUGCUACUUCCCCCAGCCCGAGCUUUGGGAGCCUCGCCGCUGGGAGAAGGACUCGCCCCUCGCCCCAACCAUCAUCCGCAACGUGCCCGCCGAGGAGGACGACGAGAAGAUCGAUUACGGCUACGGUCUCGUCAGCAAGGGCGCCAACUCCCCUUACCUGCCCUUCGGCGCCGGUCGUCAUCGUUGCAUUGGCGAGCAGUUCGCCAACGUCCAGCUCCAGACUAUUACUGCCAUCAUUGUUCGCAACUUCAAGUUCAGGAACGUGGAUGGUAGCGAUAAGGUUAUCGGUACCGAUUACGCUUCCUUGUUCUCCAGGCCUUUGGAGCCCGCCAAGAUUUACUGGGAGAGGAGGGAGGGUUGCCAGUUGUAA
Messenger RNA from Sordaria macrospora k-hell, 1596 nucleotides. RefSeq lists its product as uncharacterized. The record is from RefSeq and is a predicted model, not a curated record. NCBI's taxonomy places the organism in Eukaryota, Fungi, Ascomycota, Sordariomycetes, Sordariales, Sordariaceae. Gene Ontology annotation, molecular function: heme binding; iron ion binding; monooxygenase activity.